AUGGGGAAAAACAUAUCAUACGAAAAUGGGUUCCUAAUAUUUGAAGAUUACAACUUUGUUACCUACACCAAAAGGCGAGGAAGGAGAGUCGACUGGCACGAAAAAAAGAAGCAUUUGCAGAAUUUCAAUGUUAGCGCGUAUCUUUAUAAACACCUCCAAAAUUGCAAUCUCAGCCUAGUCAGUAACAGUGCAAGCUUAAGACGAGCCACAGAAAAUAAGCUUUUCAAAAGGGUCCAACUAAACAUAAAAUGGCUAAUUAAAUUUAUUAUCAGUAUAAAAAGGAGAGUUAAAAAUAUCUACUUAUUUGUCAAAUUUGUUAGCUCAAAAUGUAUACUUAAACUGUCCAGCUUUUACUAUUUAAAGUACAUUGUGGAGAAGAUUUACGAUGAGAAGUUAGAAACAUCUGUACGUGUAGUCUUACCCGUGUCAGAUUUGCACAAGCUUUACACCUUUGUCUAUCACCAGAACUUUUGCUUUAUGAAUUAUUAUGAGGAGUUUCUGUCCAGGAGAGAUGCGCGCCGAUUGAGGCGAUUCUACUGCCACGUCGUCGUGGUGAACGGUCCCAAUAGGGCCUUAACCCUCCCCUAUGAGAGGAUCUACGGUCGGGACGUUGUAAAAAUGGGCACACGGGGGGGGCGAAGUGGGAAAAAUUCACCAAGUGGGGGUAACUCGCCAAGUGGGAAAAAUUCACCAAGUGGGGGUAACUCGCCAAGUGGGAAAAAUUCACCAAGUGGGGAUAACACACAAAGCGGGAAAAGUCCGCCAAAGGGGGAUAACUCACGAAACGGGAAAAGUCCGCCAAAGGGGGAAACCCGCCCCAAUGCGAACAGCCCCCAGCGCGGAAGUGCCACCACCACAAAAACGCAACCGAGAAAAAGCAUAAAAAUAAAGAAGGAGAAAAUCAAAAGGGCCAUAGGAAAAAGCUUGCACAUAAGCGAUAUAGGCCUCUUCGCAGGAACCUUCGACAAGAUACAUUUUGGGCAUAUACUGCUACUUUUUUACUCCAUUUUUCUAACAAAGAAGUUUUACUAUGUCGGGUUAUACAAUAAUAAAAAUAUCUAUAACAAAAAAUAUGCACAAGAAAUUGACGACUUGAAGUUAAGGAUUUACAACAUAUCGGACANCCUCUUUUUAAUAAAAAAUAUCUACCACGUUGAAUUUUUCUUUCUCAAUUUUGAGCACGUCAUGCCAUUUAUAAAGAUAAAAAAUUCUCAUAAAAUUUUAUUUCAAAUUAUGAUGAAUCAGAAAAAUGAGUUAUUGGUGGAGCAUCGCCAAGGGGGGUACAAAAAAUGUGAAGGUUCUACCCCUCACCGUAUUGAAGACACGCCUGUGAACACUUGCACGACAAAAAGGAGAGACUUAGAAAAGUACCUCUCCCGUAGGAGCGUCAAAAGGGGCAAAACACAGGGUAGUGAAAUAACGGAUCAAGGGGUAGACCAUUUCGGUACAAAUGAAAUGAAAAAAAAAAUUGAAAAGUAUUUACUUUUUCACGUCGGCAUUGUGAAAGCAAAGAGAUGCAAAGAGAAGGAUAACAAAAUUAUCGUGUUGAAGAGAAUACAUGACCCCUUUUCCUUCGCAGUAGAUAUUAACGAUUUGUACUGCUUAACAAUGUCCAAGGAAUCUGAGGCCAACGGGUAUAAUUUGGUAAACAAAAGAAAAUUACAAAAGGGAAAGGAGGAAAGUGCACAUUCAAAUAAGAGGCCAAGGGGGGGAAGAACCCCCGAUGGGAAAUGUGAAAACUGCAAACAUAUCAACGUAGAACCAAGCGGGGUGAGCACCCUUUUGGAAAAACCAAGAACAAGUUUGAACAUUUUUGACACAAUCAAUUUAGGGGAUGGAGAGAAAAUCAGCUCGACAUUAGUCAGGGAAGAAAAUACUUUUUUAAAAAAAAAAAAAUUUUCAAAUUUUUUAAGACACUUCGUAGACGCUUGCUUAUUCUUUCACAUUGACCACUUCCUGAUACAGAUGUACGCCGAUAUUUUUUUGCACAAAAAUGGCAGGACCCCUUUUAAGAAGCUCUACAUAAAUAAGGUGAAACAUUACUUUUGUAAGGGAGAAAGGAGCAAAUGGGAGACGCAGGGGAGUUGCAAAAAGAGCGGCCACAGAAGCAGCCACAAAAGCGGCAAAAAAAAGGAUCAUUUUAUAGUUAACGAUUUUUUCAGAAACUUAUUCGUCCUCUUGUCCUUUUUCGUCAACCAUUUUGCCGAUCUGGAAAAUCACUCGCAUGAUAAAAUUCAACUUUUUGUCAAAAUCUCCAUCGCGCUCUCUUUCUUUUUUUACAAUAACAUGAUUUUGCUGUUAGUAAAAAAGAAGGAAGUGCUAAUAAACCAAAAUUUCGAAACCAACCACAAGAAUGUAGAGCAAAGAAUAAGCAUGUUCCACCCGUGUGAUGACAACGCACUGUGGAUUUAUCUGCACAGGGUGGAGGAGCCCCUCCUGGAGGAAGUACUCAACCAGGUUCUCGUUUGGACCCUUUCACUGAUAUCCCUCUCCGUGCUGUGCAAGUUUUACCACUCGGAAAUUUUGCCAAGGGUGAAGAGGGAAAAAUCGGCACGUGCGCGAAAAUCGGAAAAAUGCAAGAAGUCUGCCCAGUCGAGGAAUGCAGCGCAGAAAGUGCUGAGCCCAAAGGAGCCAACCCUUUAUCCCCCCGUGCACUUGCGCAGUAAUCGAUUCGUGAGGGAACCCCCCCAAUGCAACCCGCAUGUUUUACAAUACGCAGAUGGCUCACACUACAAAGAUGGCUUACACUACGCGGAGUCGCGACAAGACGAAGUCCACCACGCGCCAUCAUUAAAAAGAGAAAGAACAAUGCUAAACAAUUUGUAUAAAAUAAAAAUUAGGAGUGAAAAAAACACCCCCAUUUGGAUAAACAAAAUGAGUGAUAAAGAGAUAGAGAAUUACGUCAAGGGAAAAAACACAGAUGCAAGCAGCUACCACAAUGAAAGGUACACAUCGUUAAUGCAGAUAAAUAUAAAUAACGGAGACGAAAAUUUUCUCUUCCGAAAGGUGCUGAUAUAUAAAUAUCUAGACAACUACAUUAUCUCCUUUUUCUCCUUCUACAACAUAAAGCAGUUGGGCAUAAACGAAUGUGUAAAAGAUACCCACGCAGAAUAUAAAAAAAUGGAUCAUUUGUUAUUCCUCCUUUUGGUGCACUUUGAGAAGCACAUUGAAAUGUUCGUAAAUAGUUUUCUUAAAAGGACGUGGGAAUUAAAACAGAAAAGAAGGGAAGAUCCUUUUGACCCGUACGUCCUCUACCAGAAAAGAUAUUCGCUUAUUCACAGAUACUUAGUUAUGAAUUUAUCUCCAAUGAAUAACUACGACUUGGACUUUGAACGGAAAUACGAUUUUAAAAAGGGAGACAGCACCUUUGCAGAUACGCCCUUUCACAUCAAGAUAGGAAAUUGGGGAUGUCCCAAAGGGGGUACUACCCCUGGAAAAAAGGCCUCCAAAAUUGCCAACCAUUUGAGCGUGCUAUCAUUUUAUAACACAAUUUUUCAAAGCAUUUUAACACACGAAAAUUAUUACUACCCCUUCUUCGCCUCACUCAAUUAUUUGUAUUUGGACGACGUUUGA
Messenger RNA from Plasmodium cynomolgi strain B, 3573 nucleotides. RefSeq lists its product as hypothetical. Bases 1 to 3573 code for a protein of 1190 amino acids. NCBI's taxonomy places the organism in Eukaryota, Apicomplexa, Aconoidasida, Haemosporida, Plasmodiidae. The record is from RefSeq and is a predicted model, not a curated record. The transcript has 2 exons.